This is a messenger RNA of Pomacea canaliculata, 952 nucleotides long. RefSeq names its product transmembrane protein 147-like. The record is from RefSeq and is a predicted model, not a curated record. The transcript has 6 exons. Bases 78 to 770 code for a protein of 230 amino acids. NCBI's taxonomy places the organism in Eukaryota, Metazoa, Mollusca, Gastropoda, Architaenioglossa, Ampullariidae.
CUGAUUUUAAUUUUUGAGUCCGGUUCAACCGGAAGUCGAUUGCCUGAUAUUCAUGUCACAUUGGUUUAUAUUUGAGAAUGACCUUUUUUCACUUUGGAAAUUGUGUUGCUUUAGCGUACAUACCGUAUGUUAUUGUGUACAAAUGUUCAGGAUUGGCGGAGUACAGUGCCUUCUGGAAAUGUGUCCAAGCAGGAGGUGCCUACCUGUUCACUCAGCUAUGUAAAAUGCUUUUGCUUGCCACGUUUUUCCCAGAAUCUGCUGCUUCUGCUGGUGGGCUUGACAUAACUGGAGAAUUCCUUAAAUGCACUGUUGAUCUUGCAGACCUUUUGGGUUUGCAUAUUGUGAUGUCAAAGUAUGCUGGCAAAGGGCAGUUGAAGUUUAUGAUAGCAGGAAUGGGAUGGGCCACUGCAGAGCUUAUAAUGACCAGGGUUGUCCCAUUGUGGGUUGGGGCCCGUGGAGUGGAGUUUGACUGGAAAUACAUACAGAUGAGCUUAGAUUCCAAUGUCAGUCUGAUCCACCACAUAAGUGUCGCCAUGUUGGUAUGGCUGUAUGGACGGAGUGAUCUUCAGAAAUCUCUCAUCCCCAUUGUGCUGCUGCUUUUGGGGUUGGCCUGCUAUCGUCCUUUGAUUGUAGAAAUCCUUAUUCAUGCAGUGGGUUUGGGUUCCUGGACUCUGCUCCUUGCCAAGGCAGCGUUCACUUCCUGUGUUGCUUUGGUAGCAAUGCAGAUGUACCUUGGGAUUCCAUCACAGCUGGCAAAUUCUCAUUACUAAAUGUUUAAUCUGUGUGUUGGAAAUUAUGAUUGUGAUGCAUCUAUGUUGUGGGCAUGCUUGAGAUGUUUUAUGUAGAUGGGCUUGGUUGAUGUGAGAAAUGAUUGUGAGCAUAUCAUAGUGUUUUGCCCUCUCAUCCUGCUGUGGAAUGAUAAAAGGAAGAAAUAAAUGAACCUGAAAGUCUC